CGCUGAGCGAGGAGGAUGAAGAAGAUGAAGAAGAUCCUGGGGCUGCGAGGGAAGAGGAGGGGGAGGGAGCCCCUGCAGCCAUGGCAGACCCCUUCAGGCGGCGGAGGCGGAGGGGCGAAGGCGGCCUCCCUCCCGGGCUCAGGCGGCUACCAGGUCCGAAGCAAAGACCUGGGCAAGCUGCACCGGGCGGCCGCCGAAGGGAACCUGGGCGAGCUCCGUCACCUGCUGCAGAAGCACGACCUGGACGAGCAGGACAGAGAGGGCAGAACACCUUUGCAUUUUGCUUGCGCCAAUGGAUGUACAGAUAUUGUUACUUUUUUAGUGGACAACAAAUGCCAGAUAAAUAUCUACGAUAGUGAUAAAAGAUCUCCACUGAUGAAGGCUGUGCAGUGCCAGCAAGAAUUUUGUGCUAUUUACCUGCUUGAGCAUGGAGCAGAUCCUAACCUUGGGGAUGCAUACAAUAACACUGCCCUCCACUUUGCUGCUUCUAGUUCUAGCAUAUCUAUAGCACAGCAUCUCCUUGAACAUAGAGCUCAUAUUGAAGCACAUAAUAAGGAUGGGAGUACACCUCUAAUUGUGGCUGUAGCUGAAAAUAAUCGUGAAAUGGUAGAGUUUCUUCUUAAAAAAGGAGCAUCUGUACAUGCUACUGAUAAGUCAGGAAGAACUCCAUUGCUGAUUGCUGCCGCUAAUAAAAAACGUGAUUUAACAAAUGUUCUCCUCUUUCAUGGAUCAGAUGUUUCCCAUAAAGAUGAAAGUGGAUGGUCAGCAAGGGAUUAUGCUCUACUUAGUGAUGAUCCUAUCCUUCUUCAAUAUAUAGCUGAUUAUUCCAGGCAGAGAGAUAGAGAAGAGGAUUCUCUUGAUGACCAAAACGUCCUGUCUAUAUUGAGCAGCCCAGGCAAAGUAAGAGAUACUGGUAUAACCUUGGGUGCUCCUGCUACCAACAGAGAAGAUAGGGAGGGGCAGCAGUCAUUCAACCAGGCAGCAGGAGAUUCAGGGAGAGUUGUAGAUGACCAUUCCUCUGGAGAUUCAGUAAGAGUUUCUGAACAAAUGGAUGAUGACACAUGGCAGUCUUCAGAAGAGGAAGAAUUAGACUUCAGCCCUAAGAAACCACCAAAACCAAGUUUGGCUCACCUAAUGAAUGUUUCCCAGCAAUUGAAGAAAAGCUAUAAUGAAAAUGAGAGUAAUCAGUCAUUAAAAGAAAAUAUUAAAGCAGAAUCUCAAAAAAAUAUUAAUCCUAAUAAGCAAGAAUUGCAUAACCCAAAUGAUUCUUCUGAAAGUAAUGGGGAGGAAGAAAUUGAUGAGGGAGCGGAGGAGGAGGAGGAAGAAGAGGAGGAGGAGGAGGAGGAAGAGGAGGAGGAAGAAGAAGAAGAAGAAGAAGGAAGUGAGGAGGAGGAAGAUGAAGAAGGGGAAGAAGAAGGAGAAAUGGAAGAAGAUUUCAGUGAAGAAAGGGAAGAUGAAAACAUAGUAGUAAGUCAGGACAAGAUAAAAAAUGAAGAGGAAGAAUAUUUUGAAAAAUCAGAAAAGAGAGGAACUCUUGAACAUAAUGAACAGGAGCUGGAAGGAACUAUUUCUAACAGUAAUUGUAAAACAGGCAAAUUACAAGAUGAAGAAAUGCAGGAAUCUGAUGAUGUGCCGAUGUCUUUUAUUGCUGAGCAAUAUGAACAUUCACAUGAAAAGGUGAAUUGUGAACUAAUGAAUCAUUCAUUUCAAAAGGAAAAUAGUUAUGAACAUGAUGAUCAGUGUCAAAAUCCAAAUGUCUUCCAGGACACUGACGGAAAUAACAAAAUUGAAGAUGACAGCCAGAAAGGAUUUCACAAAAAUGUUACUUCUUCAUUUGAGACUUUUGAAGGAACAGUGUUAGCAGAAGCUGCAGUUUCAGCUCUCUUAAAUAGCCAUCAUAACAAUUGUAUGGAUUCAAAUCUAGGUGAUAGUAUUGAAAAUGAUGAUGGUUCUGACUCAGAGGCAGAAGUUAAAAGCAGCAAAACUAAAGAACAGAAUUCUGAAAACACUAAUUUUGUGGAUUAUCAAAAUGUUGGAGAAAAACAAUGUAUGGAUAUGAAAGAACUUCAGGAAACCCUAAAUGAAUCACUGGUAUACAAAAAUGAAAAAACUGAGGAAGAAGAUCUGAAAGCUGUUCAACAGGAUAUCAGUGUUGAAUCAGAAAAAGAAGAAGAGGAAGAGGAAGAAGAUAGUGAAGAGGAAGAUGGAAAAAAUUCAGAUGUUAUGGAUAAAAAAUUGCCUUGUAAUGAAAGUUCUCAAAAUUGGAAUGCUUCACAAGAUGCUGUUAUUAGAAAGGCUACAGCUGCAGUAGGAAUGGAUGGAGUGGAGAAGGAGGAGAAGGGUGCAGAAUCGCCAUGGGAUUCAGAGUGUAUUACUGAAAGCCCCAAAAAGUCAUCUGCCAGUUCCUUGCCAGCAUCUCCUGCCAAAAUUAUGACAUGCAUGCACAGUAUUACAGAAGAGCCAUAUGAAAGGAAAUCAGAGGAUAUAAAGCCAGAAACUGCCAGCACAAUCCUGCAACAUGAUGCUACUUCUUCUCAUGUUUUAAAGCAUAUAGAGAGCAAAGAAAAGCAAAAAUCAGAUUUAAUGGAAGAACUUGGUUUCGAUGAUGCAGAUGAUAUUGAAGAUGCAUCUGACUGGGAUUCUACCAGCCUUUCAAUUAAGAGUGUUCCCUGUGCUAAACUGUAUGAUGUCUUAAUGGUGGGAGAGCAUACAUCUCCAUUACAAUUAGGAAAAUCUGCUUGUAUAAAUGAAAACUCUGUUCUUUCAAGAGCACAACAACUGUGUGAUGGUCUGACAACAGUUGCAUCAAAAGGCCAGCAGGGUGUUGAACAAAACAAUACUGGAGAACUAGAAAGGGAUGAAAACAAGGAUAAAAGUGAAAUAGAUACACGCAACUCCUUAGAAAACCUAUCACUUGAAACACAGACAGACCAGUCAGAGGUUCCAUAUGUUUGUGAUGAAAAGAAAAUUGGAGCAGUAAUUCACAGUGAGGAACCAAACAAUGAAAGCAGUCAUUUUGAUUCAACAAUCUGGGAAGAAAGAUAUGAAAAAAUGUGGGUUGCAAAUGAAAAAAGAGAAGUCAAAUCACAUUUUAAGAGUAUUACUGCAGAACUAAAGCAGAUGUUUGGUGAAAUCAGUAAAAAUGAGAAAAAAAGUAAUACCCCUGUUGAAGGACAAUUGCAAGAUGGCCUCAGUGGUUUCUCAGAGGGUAUAAAAGAAUCACCACCACCUCAUCUGUCUAAAGCUACAAUUGGUACACCAGGAGAGGGUGAUAUUAGACAGUUGAAGCCUGUCAGUUCAGAAGAGAAAAUAAAUACUGAAAACUCAGUUUUAUAUCCUCAAAAAAAUGAGAGACCAAAUGUCAAAAUGGAUCUGAAAACAAACAAUGAGGUAUUGCCUAACAAUGCAGAAGAAGCAGGAGUAAAUGUAAAUGAAGUAAAAGGCGACAAUAAAUGUAUACAACUGGAAAAAAUUAUGAGUGGGAAUAUCAUAGCUUCAGAAAAAUAUCCUGAUUAUUCCCCACUGCCCAGUAGUAGAGACACUUCAAAUACAUUUUGUAAAAGAACAUUUUUCAGCCAUCCAACUGCUGAUCAUGGGGGUGCAAAUGUGGAAAGUGAAGAAACUCUGCACUAUUUUAAUAAUUGUGUCAGAAGCUGUAAAUAUUCUGAUACUGAGUCUGGAAAUCAAGUGAAAUAUUCUGUGGAAACCUGCUGUAUACCAUCAAAAAAACAACUGGAUGAAGAAUUAGAAUGUGAUGUUGCAAGAUUUAAGAAUGAGGUAGGAAUGCUACAGAUAGCGUUCCUGGCUUUGGAGAGAGAAAAGGCCCAACUACAAAAAGAGGUGGAAGAUGAAAAAAGAAAGCAGGGGUUGGAAGCUGAAGGGAAAAAAGAAACUGUUGUAAACCCUGGAAAAACGGUGGAUGAAGAAACUGAACAGAAAACCAAACAAAUGCCUACAGUGGAUGAAAACCAGUAUAUUAAAACGGAAGAUGACAAGACAGAAGAAAACCAAGUUAUAAACAGGAUUUCCUCACCAGAAAGAAAGCGGUUUAUGCCAAUUUCAUAUCAGGAUAAAAAUCUUUUUGCCAGUGGAAGAGAUGUAAGAAAAAGUGGAAAUAAAAAAACAGUUUUGAAACAAAGAGUUACUGAGGAGAUCACUGAUGACAGCAGUUUGAGUGAAGCAUCUCUGGAAGAAGAGAGACGUGCAGCCAAACCUGUGAAUGAAAAGAAAAAGAUCCAGAGAAGAAUGGGUAUUACAGUUGAUUUUGAUGAUUUAACACAGUCUUCAGAUACAGCUACAGAGGAUCUUGAAUUGCCUGCUACAAUCACCAAAGAAGCUAUGAUAUUGAUAGAGCAACUUAGUUCGGAUAGUAAAGAUUCUGUAAACAUCUUAAAACUAAGAAAUAUUUUCCAUGGAUAUGAACGCUUAAUUGAACAUGAAAAAGGGUGCUAUACUCAUCUUUCAGGAAAAGUGAAAAAACUUCAGAAUGAGAAAAAGGAGCAGCAGAGUAUACUAGAAGAAAUGAGAGAGUUGAAAUCUAUACUGGAUCAGCAGCAACUAGAACGAGAAAGUGAUAUCAGCAGCCUCAAGUUUUCUUUGAAACAAGAGGAGGAAAAGAGAAUGAGUGCUGAAAUGCUGUAUGAAAAAUCCCAAGAACAGCUAAGGAAGAAAGAAGAGCAAUACUGUAAACAAGUGGAGGAAAAGCAACAGAUUGAGUUAAUGCUGAGAAGUUCAGAAAUGGAACUGAGAACAUUGAGAAAUCAUCUGAAACAGGUUGAAGAAGAACGCAAUGAAAUACAGCAACAACUAUCUCAAGAACAAAAUGUCCGAGUUCUGCAAGAAGGUAUUUUGAAUACCCAUCUCUGGAGAAAGAAAGAUUUAGAAAAAGAAUCAGAUAAAGUAACAGCAAAACACUCAGAGAUGAGUGACAAUUAUGACCAAGAAAAAGAACUGUUACACAAAAAUCAAAUACUCCAAGAUGAACUUGCUGUAUUACGUUUAGAGCUUGACCGCAUAAGAGUUCACCAUCAGGAUGAAGAAAGUAAAUAUUUAGAAGAAAAUGAAGCUUUGAAAGAAAAAACAGAAGAACUUAAAAAAGAAUUGAAACUGAAUGAAGAUGCUUUGACUCAAACAGUUUUUCAAUACAACGGUCAGAUAAAUGUAUCAAAAACAGAGGCUGCAAUGAUAACAUCCAAAUUAGAACAUAUGAAAGAACAUAAAGAAAGACUAGAAGUGGAACUUGAUUCAUUUCGUUCUCGUUUGAGUUCUGCUGUUCAAGAACUUGAACGGUGCCAGACAUCAAAAAAUGAUGUUGAACGAGUGCUGCAACGAGAGCGGGAUGAAUGGAUUCGUUUAAAAGACAAGCUGAAUCAUGAUAUAUGUACUCUACGAGAAACUAACACCACCAUGUCUCAGCAGUUAACUAAAGCUGAAAGUAAAGCUAAUGGUCUAGAAAAUGAACUCCACCAUGUAACACACAGUCUCAGAGAAAAGACCUUGCUCUUAGAAAGUUGUCAAAGGGAUCUGAGUCAGGCCCAAUGUCAAGUGAAAGAACUUGAAAAUGCACGGCAGGCUGAGAAGGAUCAAAUGAACAAAUACAUUGUAAAACAGGAUUCUAUGCAAGAACGAUUAGCACAGCUCCAAAGUGAAAAUCUUUUACUUCGUCAACAGUUUGAAGAUUUUCAAAAUAAGAGCAUUAUUAAAGAAAAGGUAGUGACUGAUGUCCAAGAUAAAUUCAGUGAUAUUUUUAGUAAACUGCGAGUCGAUACUGAAAAGCAAGUGCAGCUGGUGGAAGAGAGAAAUAAAGAAUUAGUUACAAAAUGUAAUAAUCUAAGGGAACAAAUUCUUAAAUAUGAAGCAGAAAAAGCUGAUAGAGAGAGUACAAUAAGGCAACUACAACAAGAACUCGCAGAUUCUCUUAAAAAGCAGUCCAUGACAGAAGCUUCACUAGAAGUUUCAACACGUUAUCGUAUUGACUUAGAAGAAGAUAAACAGCAACUUCAAAAGGAAAUAGAGAGAAUGAAAGCAAAGCUCCAAGAAUCAGAAGAGCAGUAUUUUCAGUCAGAAAGAUGUGUUCAUAACUUUAAAAAUGCUUUGGAUGCUAAGGAACAUGAAGCAAGUGUGGCAUCUCAGAAAUUAAAAGACCUACUGGUAGCAUCAUCAGGUGCAAAUAAUGCUAUAAAACAAUUGGAAGAACAUGUACAGAGGCUUGAAAUAGAAAAUGCAAGAUUAGAAGCAACAACCAACCAACAGACCAAUCGAAUUGAGAUACUUCAGAAAGACCUGCACAAUAAUUCCUCUGUUCACAAUCAUCUUGAGGAACUGAUAACUGGCCUGCAAACAGCAAAAAUCAAUUUGGAGGAGCAAAUAAGUCAACAGGUCCAGAAGCAAACUAUGCUCUCAGCAACUGCACAAGGUACUCAUAAUAUGUGGGAAGAGGAAAUGAAGUCAAGAUCAAAACUUGGAGUUCGCCUUUCUGAACUUGACAGGCAAAAGACAGAACUAAUGGCUCAAUUGGAGAAUGAAAAGAAAAAAAUAAAGAAGUUAGUAGAGUUAAAACAAUCAGUGGAAACACGGCUAGAUCAAGAAAUGAAGAGAAACAGUGAAUUGCAAAAGGAAUGCAAUGGAAUUAAAAAACUUCUGAAAACUACUAAAAAGAAACUAAAAGAGUAUGAGAAUGGAGAGAGUUCAUCUCAGUCUAACUUCAAUGGAGAAAUAAAGAAAAGAUAUUCAGAAAUCGACAUUGAAGUUGGAAAGCUAACAAAGAAGGUUGAUGAACUGUCUCACAACCUGGCGAUCGAGUCAACAAGAUGCACUCAGUUGGAGUCUACAAAUCAUGAACUUUAUGAACAGUUGUCUUCUAUGAAGAUGCUUCACAAGAAUCAUGAAAAACUGGAGAGAAGCAAACAGCAGCUGGAAGAAGAAAUUGUUAACCUCAAACAGCACAUACAGGGUAAUGUGAUAGACCUCAACCAAAUGGAACAGUACAAGAGAGAUAUCGAAGAGCGAGCUAGACAAGAAGUAAGGCAAAAACUGGAAGAAGUCAAUUUGUUUUUGCAGACACAGGCAGCCUCACAAGAAGCCUUGGAACAGAUAAGAGCUACCAACAAUGCUUCCUUGAGAAGUCAGCUGGAAAACAGAAUUAGAGACUUGGAAUCUGAGCUGACAAAACUGAAAAGCAGUCAGCAAGAUAACAUGUUACAAAAAGAGUCUACACACACAGAACUGGAAAGAUAUAAGGAACUGUACUCAGAAGAACUAAAAAUGAGGAAGUCUUUAAGAAGCAAAUUGGAUCGAGCUAAUGAGAAACUAUCAGAAGCCAAUGCUGAACUCUACUAUGAACGCCAGAGGAGCAGAUCAUUACUUGCCAACGGUUUUUUAGGUGGAAACCUUUCUACAAGUCCUGUCUUAGAAACUGUUCAGUUUGGAAACCUUGGCUGCAAUUUAGCAUUAACUAGACCUCUUAGCCUUGGAGGAGAAUUUGUGAACCCAACCAGAAGCCCAUUAACCUCAAAAAACAGAGUGGAGACUUACUUGGCAAAGAUGCAAAUGGAAUUGGAAAAAAACAUCACCAAAGAGCUAGACCAAGCAAAAGCUGAACUUGAUGCUGGGUCAGCUAGAGUCUCCCCAAUAGGAGCUGUUGACGGAUCUUCUAAAAGCCCAAAUGCACAACAAGAUCAAGUAUCCAAGGCUACACAACAGUAUCUUGAUGUUUUAAAGAAAAACUAUUUGAUUUGAAUAUUUUUAAUGAAAACGUGCUGGUGUAACAUUGCUGUAUUACUUCACAAUGGAUAAAAUGAACCAAAUGUGAAAUCUUUAUUUUAUAGUUUCGAAUUACGUUUGAAUUACAUUAUAAACAUAUCAGGCACAUGGCACUUAUAUCUGGAAAAAUAUUGCACAGCUGUAUAGUCUUUUUAUUAUUAUUUCUAAUGAGAGCCAUAAUGCCUUCUUUAACAACUAUAUACUAAACUAUGUUGUACAGAACUGCCAAUGUUAUGUGUUCUAGAUAGGUCAAGUCCUUAACUGUUAUAUGUAGAUUUGAAAUCAAAAGUAUUUUGUGAAAAGUUUAGCAUAUAUUUGGUACUUUGUACUUUUCAAAUGGAUAUAGACAGGUAGUUUUUGAAAUGCUCUGGUACAUUUUCUUUGCUGUACCUUCUUCACUCCACUGACAUUGAACUUUUCUACUUCUUGUCAAUAGAUGUUUGGCACUGGAGUCCAACAUUUAAAGUUCAGCAUUAUUGUUUUCAGUGCAUAUGACCACAUGCAUGUCACACCUCUGUUAGGGGCAAUGAGACUUGAGGUCCCACAUUUUUUCAUAUCCAUGGUGGUCUGGAAUGGAUCCCACAUGGAUAUGAAUGUCCAAUUGUAUACAGUGCCAGUGAUUUCAAUGUAGCAACAUAAAACACUAUCUUUAUUCCCUUAAAUGCCCUUAUAUUGUUAUAACUGCGGCAUAGACCAAUUAGUACACAGCAAACAUGUAAAACACUAUACUUUCUUCUUUUUUUCUGCCUUUUUGUUUACUUCUUUGAAAUAAAAUACUUUUAGAUUGCAGGGAACUGUCAAACUGACAGUUUGUAAGUUGCUCAGGGAGACAUUUAAGGAUGAGGUAUAAAUACUUUCAAUGUUACCUUAGAUUGUUGGCAGUCAAUAUUGUUCAGUUUAGCAAACAUUCAAAUACAGUUAUUUGUCGGGAUCAACUUUUUUCUUUAUGAACCUUCUAGGCCCUUUAAUCUUACAGUUUAAUUGUUGAGCGGUUCCUUGAAAUUGCAAGAUUUAAAACUUUCCCUACAUAACAACAGAAGGGAAAAAUCCGUUUCCAAAAUGGUUCCUAUAGCUAUGGGGGAAAUUGCCCCAGAUUUCAAGGAGAGAUGAUGAGUCAAGAUUCUUCACAUAAGCAAAAUGAAAGACUACUGUAUAUACUCAUGUAUAAGUCUAGAAAUUUUAGUCAAAAAAUUGACCCAAAAACCUAGGUUGACUUAUCCAUUGGUCGAUGUAAAUUCUAUAUUUUAACGCUUACUAAAAAGGGAACCAUCCCCUGUUGAAAGGCAAGAGAGCAAUUUGCCCUGGAAGCACUGGCCUCCCUCUAUUCUCUCUUCCAUCCAGCCUUUACUGUGAGCCAAAACAGUUAGGCUUGUCAUAAUUUUGUAGGUUGUUUGGCAUUGGUUUCCUUUGCUUCAUCAUUUAGAUCCAUUGUUGCAUGUCCCAAAGUUUCACCCUCGACUUAUCCAAAGGUCAUAUGAAAAUCCAUAAUUUUGCCCCCUAAACCUGCCCUCGACUUAUACAUGAGGUGGACUUAUAGUUGAGUAUAUACAGUAAAUAGUGUAUCUGAGGUAUCAAAGUCUAGACAUUAAUUUCCAAUGAUGCAUAAGAGAUAUAGCCUAACCAUUUAGAAAUUGUUGUAAUCACGCUUUUGUUGCACCGAUUACUGUACAAGCUGCUUGCUUAAGAAAAGUAUCUUCAAGCAGUUCUGUAAUCCACUGCGCUAAAAAGACAUGACUUGAAAGCCAUAUGCCACAUAUUUUUGAAAUUAUCUGUUCUAAAGUAUAUUUAAACCAAAGAAAAACUAGGCACACAUCUUUACAAAAUUAAGUUAUACAAGGCCUGAGACAGAGGGCCAAAAGGUACAGCUUCUAGAUGCUUCAGGGGCAUGGUAUGCAGAUGACACACACACACCUGAUGCAGCCAGAAUGCUCUGAAGUCGUCUAAGGCGGCCUGGCAAAAGGAGCAGCGAAAGUCUACUUGCUGGCAGCCCUUUGAGACUGCAGUGGUGGCCCACUUUCAGAGAGGGCCUUGUGAUUGCCAUCGGAUCAGGGGCAAUCGAGCCCCUCCAAGCCACCAGUCUGCUUUACCCCACCUAAGUUAGCUGUUUGGGAGGAAGU
Molecule: messenger RNA, 9878 nt
Organism: Sceloporus undulatus (fence lizard)
Lineage: Eukaryota; Metazoa; Chordata; Lepidosauria; Squamata; Phrynosomatidae
Product: ankyrin repeat domain-containing protein 26-like
Exons: 40
Coding region: 16-7737 (2573 amino acids)
Molecular function (GO): protein binding
Source: RefSeq, a predicted model, not a curated record